AUGGCUUCUUUCGUGCCUUCUGUUACUUUUGCUUUUGGUUCGGACGCGCGGGUGACUCUCCCUGAGUCCCUGCUCGCUAGUUUGCUAGUUGGAGGGAUCACUUUUGAUUCCUUCACUGACUCGGCCUUCGUCACUCUUGUUGCUCGGCGGAUAGCCCGGGCACCUGCUCGUCCCGUUCCUAUACUUGCACAACCAGUGCGCGCUGUAGCUAGGCGACCAGUGCCUAGGCCACAUCAUGUUCCAGUUCGUGCAGCAGUUAGGCGACAUACGCCUGCCGCUCCUGCUGCUCAGGUUGCCCAGGCCCCUCAGUGUCGGCAGCCUGCUGCAGUUGUUCCACCUCUUCGUGCAGCGGUCAGGCGACAUGCGCUUGCCGCUCCUACUGCUCAGGUUGCCCCGACCCCUCAGCACCGACAUCCUACUGUAGUUGUUCCACCUGUUCGUGCAGCGGUCAGGCGACCUGCGCCUGCCGCUUCUAUUGCACAGGCUGCCCUGGCCCCUCAGCGCCGGCAGCCUGCUGCUGUUGUUACUCCUGUUAUUUUGGCGGAUGUACCUCGUAUUUGGGUUUUCCCUCCUGCUUCCACUAGGAAGAGGGGUGCCCAGACCGAGGUGCCUUCGCCCUCUUCUGGCCGGGUUUCUAUUUUUGCUCGGCUUUCUCAUUCCGAGACUGCCGGGCAGACCCCCGCACUUCCAGUCGUCCCUGUUCCCACUGCCAUCCAGGAAGUGGGUUCAGAUGUCCCUUCCAUCUCCACCUCCAGCAUUGAGAGAAGGGCCCGGAGGAAUAAGAAUAGGAGGUUGCAUUUAGCUACGUCCGAGAGGACGGUGGCUCCCAGACAACGGAGACCACGACCAGUUACAGCAGUACCAACCCCAGAGGUGAUAGUAACUCUUGAGGUAGAGGCGAUCCAAGGAGGAUGCUUCUCUCCACUGAUACAAAGUAGGGAUGAGGAGGAUGUUACCCGCAUUACAGCGGCCCCUCCUGUUACCACUACUUUGCCCCAGGCUAGGGUCCCUAGGGACGCCAGUGUUCGGGCCCUCUCUCAGAGGAUUAGAAACAUCGUCCGCCUAGCUCGUAGUAGAGGGCCUUUGAGACGACAGACCGCGAGGAGACUUUAUAGUUGGCAGAGGGGGCAGACACCCCAGCAGUCAGUGCAGACAGUUCCAGUAGUUAGGUUGCCAGCAGUGGCUCCUGUGGUAGGACGAAACCCACGUUGUCGAGGACGGAGACAGCAGCAGGAGUCUACCCGGCCUCAGGCAGACACCCCUGUCGACCCAGUUCCGGCAGUUGAGACAGAGCAGUUGUCAGAGGCAGAGCAGUUGCCAGAGGCAGAGCAGCCAGAUGAGGCAGCAUAUCAGAUGGAGGUUGUGGUUCCUUUCGGGUCCGAGGCGGUCUCGAUGGUUUAUAAUGAUGGUUCAGUGCCUACCCCAGAUAGAUCGCCAGUACGGAUUAAGACAGAGUUAGCCCCUAGUACUCAUAGGAUCACCUCUCCUAUGAGUCCGUACAUAGAGGCGAUGCGACAAGCCUUUUUAGAUGAUGAUGAUGAUACACUAGUGGAUUCCGAUGAGGAGGUGCCAGUACACCGAGUUUGUGUAGUUACCCGUAGAGGUCACUCAGAUGAGAGAGAGCCCGAAGACCAGGAUGAGCAGGGAGACCCUGAGGUUGGUGGAUCUCCCAGAUCAGUUGACACAUAUGCUAUGGUCCUGAACCUCCAAGCACAGAUGGCAGAGAUGGCCAGAGCUAUGACAGCCAUGACAGCACAGUUGACAGCCUUGGGGGAGAUGCCCCAAGUGGCAGGUGUAGCCGCUGCCAGUAUUUCUAGAGAUCAUCCAGUUGUGCCUCCAGUUACACUAGACCCCCUGAGAGUGGACAGGGUCAAGAGAGUAGUGCCUGCAGCACCUUCAGUUAUCCAGAGUCAGCCAUCUUUAUAG
This is a messenger RNA of Dendrobium catenatum, 1926 nucleotides long. RefSeq lists its product as uncharacterized. The record is from RefSeq and is a predicted model, not a curated record. Bases 1 to 1926 code for a protein of 641 amino acids. NCBI's taxonomy places the organism in Eukaryota, Viridiplantae, Streptophyta, Magnoliopsida, Asparagales, Orchidaceae. The transcript has 5 exons.